Centropristis striata (black sea bass) is the source of this 1336-nucleotide messenger RNA. Its product is annotated as protein FAM163A-like. The transcript is spliced from 3 exons. The record is from RefSeq and is a predicted model, not a curated record. The coding region runs from base 568 to 1041 and encodes 157 amino acids. Lineage: Eukaryota; Metazoa; Chordata; Actinopteri; Perciformes; Serranidae.
CGUUUACCUGUCACCUUUUUAUUAAGUUACUUAUUUUAUGCAUGAAUAGAAAUAUAUAUAUAGCGCAACGCUCACUGUUAGUUUGGGGCGGGACUUCUUUUGUUUUGUGCUUUGUUGUCUGAAUUUUUCUAGUUUUUUCUAACGUUUGUGCUUAUAAAAAUGAAAAAAACAAACAAACAAUAAAAAGACUAUUAAAAAAAGCACAAGUCUAAAUAUAAAAAGGAUUUUAAAGAAAUAAAUAUUGUAAUGUUAGCCCAUUUGAACACCUAUGGGAGAUUUUGGAAUAAAUCGCAAAUAGAUAAAUUCAAAGCAUCUCUAAAAGCACAAAGUUUUACAGACUUGUAGAGUUCUUCUGUCCGUCUGCAGUGUUUUUUCUGAUCCAUGUGUAUGUGAGAGGCCUGAUUCAGGCCCAGCUGUCUGAUAACAGCUGCAUGAUAACUUACAGCAUGUUUCAUCAGAUGAAGUUACAUCAUGAUGUUACAUGAAUAAACUCAUUCAGCCUACACUGGUUCUCUUUGCAGGCAUUAUAGAAACCUUUGUUGGACGGUUUGAUGGAGAGCUGGUCGAAUGUCAGCGGGAACUAUCGUUAUAUCCGGAGGAAUUCUCGCCGGAGUGAUCCUGCUGUGCAUCGUAGCAGUGCUCUGUUACUGUAGACUCCAGUAUUACUGCUGUAAGAAGAAUGAUUCUGAGGUGGACCUGGGCUCCGUGGUGGCAGCGGCGGACCCUCUCUCUCACUUCCCCUGCAACGCCUGCAACGCCCUCGCCAUGGACGGCACCGCCAUCACGCCCGUCUCCCUGGACCAGCUGGACACGGGUUCCCUCCACAACCACUGCCCCACCUGCUCGCCGUACCUCCGCCGCGCCGGCCCGGCGGACGACAUGCGUAACGGCGGGGAGCGGCUGGGCUUCCACACCUACUACGAGAACCCGUCUGUGGCGCUGCCGCUGGCCGCCAACCCGCCAGGCUCCGCCCCUUUGAUUUACUACGGCCCCACGGACGUGUUUCCCCCCCCGCCACGCCCCUACAGCACCCAGGUCUGACCUCUGACCCCUGCUGCACCAGGAAGACACACACACACACACAUAGAAAACCUCUCUGGCACACUGGUAGGGCUGCACGAUUAUGGCCAAAAUGAUUAUUUCUAUCAAUAUUUUAAUCACGAUUAUUAGUCACAACCACUCAUUAUGUUAGGGAAAACAUCUGUAUUUUUAUUGCACUACUUUUAAACAAACAACAGGAACAGUUUUUAGUGUCUGGUGCUUGUUGUAAACAAACAGAGAUCACUAAGUGAACACCUCCUGCAGCAGCAGCACAUACACACUGUACUGCUACAGA